This is a messenger RNA of Ochotona princeps (American pika), 861 nucleotides long. It is a transcript of the gene AP5S1, whose product is annotated as adaptor related protein complex 5 subunit sigma 1. Gene Ontology annotation, biological process: endosomal transport; double-strand break repair via homologous recombination. NCBI's taxonomy places the organism in Eukaryota, Metazoa, Chordata, Mammalia, Lagomorpha, Ochotonidae. Bases 268 to 861 code for a protein of 197 amino acids. The transcript is spliced from 3 exons. The record is from RefSeq and is a predicted model, not a curated record. Gene Ontology annotation, cellular component: late endosome; cytosol; lysosome.
GACCUGGGAGGCCUGGGGGACGCGCGGCGAGGGCUGAUGACGCGUAGGGCGGGCGGCAGCGGCUGGGCGCGGAGGUCGUCGGGGGUCAGCGCGUGGACGUUGGGUCCCGGAGCAUCUUCGGGAACCUUCCUCUUGAGCCCGUGGAGAUCGUCUGUUUAGCCUCUUGUGUGUCCACUAUGUGUCCGUCGCCACGGGCCAGCCGGACGCCCCGUUUGUCUGCAUUUUGAAACAGUUUCCAGCCACACGCCUUCCCUGGAGUUUGAAGCCAUGGUGCACGCCUUCCUCAUCCACACCGUGCGGGCCGAGGACGCCGGGCUUUGCCGAGUGCUCUACUCCCGCGUCUUCGGGGCUGAGGACUCAGCUGAGGACUGGCCGCCGCGUGCUGCAGGGACGGACAGGCUGCUCUGCAAGGAGCAGAUGUUGGCCGUGGCCAGGCAGGUGGACACCAUGUGCCAACUGCAGCAGCAGGCAUCUGGCCGUUCCUCCAUGGAGCUUCAGGCCCAGGUCUCCGAUGAGCCAGUGUUCCUGCCCGAGGCCCCGUUUGGAGCCUUCCACCUGGCGGCAGGGGACCCUUUCCGGGAGCCACGGACGGUGUUGUGGUUGGGUGUGCUGUCUUUAGGGUUCACCCUGGUGCUGGACGCCCAUGACAACCUGCUGCUGGCUGAGAGCACGCUCCGGCUGCUGGUCCGCCUCCUGCUCGACCACCUGAGGCUGCUGACCCCAGGCACCAACCUCCUGCUGCGGGCUGACCGCAUCGAGGGCCUCCUCUCACGCUUCCUGCCCCAUGGGCAGCUGCUCUUCCUCAACGACCAGUUUGUCCAGGUCCUGGAGAAGGAGUUCAGUGCUUCUUGGCCCCGCUGA